AUGCAUUCCUCGUCCUCUCCCCACGGCAGGGGCUCGUUGCGCCGCUUCUUUUCGCGUCGACAUCGUCGAGCCCUGACUCAGGUACCCCAUGGUGUAUCUAGUCAUGUAGAUCCGGCGUAUGGAGCCUCCGCACAGCAAUCGCUGACUGCACGAACACGGCUUCUGGACUCUUGGAGUCUUCCUGAGCUCUUUGCGUUGCGAGAACUUGUGCAACUUGCUGUGAACAAUAAUAAUGCUGAAACGGUCGGAGGACAUCAUUCUUUAAUUUCGCAACGUACUAAUUACAGCGAUGAAGUGACGCGAUCCGAUGCAUGCAGCUCCGCUAGCUCCAGCGCGACUACUACGUCUGUGACGCCACCCUCCAUCACUAGUUUUGAGGAUCUUAAGCGCCAGCAGCAACUUCAGACACAAGUUAACUCAAUUUUGAUACGCAACAAGCAGUUUCACUACAGUCGGUCAGUUGAUACUAGACUGCGGCUUGAUUCGAGACGACAGUUUGUGCGGCUCUUUCCAUUGCUACGGCGCACAUCCAGAGGAGCGCAACGUGCAUUGUUCCGUGCUUUUGAUGCUAAUGAUACGGGAAAAGUUGAGUUUGAAGAGCUUUGCGAAAUGCUAGCCAAGAUCAGACAGGCUCGGAAUUUGUCGGUGCAAAAGAUGGCAGAGCUGGCUUUCAGUUGGUACCAAGCAGAUAAGACUGAGGCUUUUCUGACUCACUUAGAUGUCAAAUUGCUGGCGGUAACAGCUUUAGAGCUGGAGGGUGGCAGCAAAGUUCAGGAAGAGCCGGGGCUUGAUUUAGUGGCAUCGUUAAUGAAACUUGUACUGGGGAACGAUCAGAUAAGAGUGACUAUAGAAAAGUUUUGCCAGGAUAUGGACUGUAAACUGGGUGCUCACGUAUUGCAUGUGCUGUUUAAACCGUUUGGUGUAGUAAAUGCACUGCUAGACGAGGAGACGAUUGUAGAAGAAGUGGAAAAUACAAGAUGGAAAGCUGGAGAUACGGCGUACGUCGUGUCAAGUAGCUGGUGGUGUAAGUGGCGGAAGUAUGUGCACCCUGAUCACUGUGAACAUGUCUCGACGAUGAGUCAGCCAUUUCGAAGCAACAGUGACCUACGUGGACAGGAAACAGGGGAACAACAGGUUCACGAGCAAAUCAAGACAGCACGAAAGCAGUCAUUGCAUAUUUCCGAACGCCGAACUCGUCCUGGACCCAUCGAUAAUCACGACAUAUGUGCAAGCGAACGACUAGGAACACUUCGGCCUUGGCUUGAAGAAAGUAAAGAUUUUGUUCUUGUGUCUUCUAUUGUGUGGAAGCGACUUGUGCAAAUUUACGGCGGUGGCCCCGAGUUCCCACGACAUAUCAUAGAGGUCUUUUCAUCUGAUGAAGAAAAAAUGCUCUCAUGGAAAGAAGACGAAAGUGACAGGAAUGCUGGUAAAGUAGCAGUCGUUUCGACAAGAGGAGGUCAACUUCGACAAUAUAUUCGUGUAGAACUGUAUCCUGUUGCAUUGCAAACUCGUUUGGCUCGGCAUGACUCACGGCACGUUUACCUUGUGUACUCACGCCGAUUUUUGUUGCCCCGUUCCUCAACUUUAAAAGAGAUUGUGCAUCGUAUGGGCAUCUUUCCUGGUAUAAACGCAAAAGAGGUCACGCUUUGGUUACGUCGUCGUCGACUUCAAUCGUGGACGCGUCUUGAAUGCGAUCUCGACGCCUCAUCUGCUAGUCUCGAAGGGCUGCAAAUAACUAGUGCGCACGAAUUUCUUGUGGAUUUUCGAGCUAUAGAUAUUGUUGAGGAUCCACAGAGCGUUGCACAACAGCGUCGACGAAUCAGCCUUGCCAGUAUCUUUCCGAGAAGGCCGUUUACUGUGGCAAUGUUGCAACCUGUAGGCAACGAUUUUGUCUGCUGUCCACGAUCCAGUCUCAUUACGUUUGCGAGAACAGGAGAUUGGAAGUCUUUGCGCGAGAGUACAGCUGCUGAACAGGAGGCAGCUACCAGUCUAUCGGCGAUUUCUGCACAUGCUGGCUCUAAGAGAGUCCUAAUUAAUCUUGCCAAACACAUGGACGCAUCUCGAUAUCUUCGGCAACGACUAGUUCAGCAUAACGGUCUGCGAGCAACUGGGCUUGUUAACUUGGGCAACACCUGCUUCAUGAAUAGUGCGCUUCAGUGCUUUGUCCACUCUCCAGUGCUUCGGGAGUACUUUUUGUCCCGUCGAUUCGAAGCCGAAAUUAACAAGAAGAAUAUUCUUGGUAGUCGCGGUGCUGUGACUGCAGCAUACGCUCAACUUCAGGAUUCUCUUUGGCGGGAGCAAAAUCAAGGCUACUUAGUCCCCAGUCGAUUUCGAGACGAGUUUACGCGUGCCCGUCACCACUUUGAAGAAACACGUCAAUAUGACGCUCACGAAUUUAUGGUCGCUCUGCUUGAUUGUCUGCAUGAGGACCUUAAUCAAGGCUGUCGAGCAGUGACAGCUAGUGUUGAGGAUAAUAUACAAGAGAAAAGCUCGAGAUGCUUAGGCUUUGGUCAUUUUACUGGUGGAGACGAAGUGAAAAACAACGAAAAUCAGCAACAUUUCGCCGAAGCGAAGCGGUCUAUACUCGACGAAAAUCAAGGUGAUGCAGCGUGGCGGGAGUACACAAGGGUAAACUCUUCUGUGGUAGUGGAUCUUUUUCAUGGACAGAUGAGAAGUGAGACUGUGUGCGGUAGCUGUGGUGAGCGCAAGUGUACAUUUGAUCCAAAUCUCUUUUUUAGCUUGCCUAUUCCAGAAUCAACUUUUGUGCGAGUUGAAGUGAGUGUGUUGUUGCAAGCACGAACACUACCAGGUGGUGAUAGUGAUAAACAUGAUAGAGACAAGUCUUUACAACCCGUUCAGCGAGGAUUUUGGCUUCGUCGAGGUAGUAAGGUGGAAGUCUUGUGUGAUCGCAUUGCAGCUGCGCAUGGUCAUGAUAGAUUCUUGCUUGUGGAGUUACGUCGAAAUCGAAUCAAACGAAUAAUUGAAGGAGAUGAAGUCGUUGACCAGCUAGCAAUGCUUGUACCUGGUUCGCUUGCUGCAUACGAGCGUGCUUGGACGCUUGCAGAAAUUCCUAUUAUUCCAGAUGCAGUCAUCAAAUAUUUUAGCAACAUUUUUGGUGUACUUGAUGAUUCAAAUUUAAAUGCUGGUAGGACUCCAAGCUUCUCCGAUCUUCGAGUGGGAUCACGUGUUGGUGCAAGGGACAACCACAAUGCUUGGCAUUUGGGAUCGGUCAUUGAAGUCAGUGGAAGCAACAAAGAUGGCGCAGCUCACAAGGAAGGCUUGCGUGUAUGCGUUCACUUCGAUGCUCUCAGUAGAAAAUGGAACAAGUGGUUUACGGCGCACGAUUGGAAAACUAAACGACUACAGCUGCUGUCAAAUUUGUCGACAAAAUCGCCUGAGGUUUUUGAGGUACAAGUUGUCCAUCGCCUUGCUUUUGUAUCAUCAUCAGCUUUGUCGUCAGAAGCUGGGCAAACCAGUAGUGGGGAUCAAUCAUUUAAUAAUUAUCCAACGAGCUCGCAGAAACUUAACUCGCAACAUGCACUUGAACGAUGGUCGUUAGAUGUGUUUGGGAUGCCACUGUUUGUCACGAUUGCAUCUAAUAAAACUGCCAACGAUAUGCACCACGCACUUUUGCUGCAGACCGCUCGCUUCUGGCGAAAGUAUAAUAGUAAUCAUGAUUUUGCUGGCAGCAAGCAUGACAAAGCCAGCGAGCUUACGAAAUUACCGUAUGAAGUCCGCGUCGUGAAUUUGGAUGAUCUUACAAGCGAGCGUGGCGAGCCCUUACCCAUGGAUUCAAGCGAGCUGCUCCAACACUUUUCUCCUCGGAGUGUUUUGGCGCUGGAUUGGGCCGAUUGCCGCGAUUACUUGAAAAGCGAGAUUCGAGGCCCCGAAGACGUACCAUCUGAAGUAGCAGAGGCUGCUGAAACAGACUUCGACUUGCGUUCUGAUCUAGAGGCCGCUGUGCGAUCAGAAGAAUUAAAAGAAGAGUCAAAAGACACAACUUUACAGGACGAUGACGAUAGUCCACCCGUCUACGCUGUCCCCUUGACCAAGUGUAUGGACGCUUUAAUGCGUGAAGAGGCUAUUUCGCUAGAGGAUCAUUGGAUUUGCGAGCGCUGCGGAGUUCCUCGCGAAGGUACUCGAUCAUGUGCAAUAUGGCGGCUUCCAGACUUGGUCAUAGUGCAGCUUAAGCGCUUUCAGUAUCUUGAAAAUCAGUACGAUCAAAAGGUUCGCGCACUUGUCGAUUUUCCACUUCAGGGUCUGGACUUUUCAAAGUGGAUGGGGCAUCAAAAUGAAGGGUCAUCAGUGUACGACCUCUAUGCGGUGGCUAAUCAUGUUGGUGGACUCACGCGAGGGCAUUACACUGCGUAUUGCCGAUACGAUAGGGAUUUCCCUGAGAGCUCAGCGCUUUUUCAAGUGAACGAAGACAGCAGUGAUGUUCAGUGUUCUGAGCUCUGGUUUCGCUUUGACGAUGAAAAAGUGUCUGAGAUCGCCUCGGGUGAUGUUGUCACGGAUGCUGCCUACGUUUUAUUUUAUAAGCGGCGGAGAUUAUCCCCCCACAAUGUUGUUCGAUAUGCGCUGUAA
Molecule: messenger RNA, 4584 nt
Organism: Plasmopara halstedii
Lineage: Eukaryota; Oomycota; Peronosporomycetes; Peronosporales; Peronosporaceae
Product: ubiquitin carboxyl-terminal hydrolase family protein
Exons: 1
Coding region: 1-4584 (1527 amino acids)
Biological process (GO): protein deubiquitination
Molecular function (GO): calcium ion binding; cysteine-type deubiquitinase activity
Source: RefSeq, a predicted model, not a curated record